Guillardia theta CCMP2712 is the source of this 939-nucleotide messenger RNA. RefSeq lists its product as hypothetical. Gene Ontology annotation, biological process: transmembrane transport. Gene Ontology annotation, molecular function: ATP binding; ATP hydrolysis activity; ATPase-coupled transmembrane transporter activity. Lineage: Eukaryota; Cryptophyceae; Pyrenomonadales; Geminigeraceae. The record is from RefSeq and is a predicted model, not a curated record. Bases 1 to 939 code for a protein of 312 amino acids. The transcript is spliced from 3 exons. Gene Ontology annotation, cellular component: membrane.
AUGACCUUCACGCGGCUCGAGACUCAGUUCAUCUCGGUGGAGCGAGUGGCGGAAUUCUGCCGGCUCGAGGAGGAGGAGGAAGUCACUUCCUGCAGCCAUGGUAAGAGAAGUGGCAGGAGGGCGGGGGAGGAGAUUGUUGAACCACCUCGUCCUCCUGCCUCUCACCCUCACGGCGAACAAGGAGGCGGAGCGAGGAGGAGAGGAGAAAUCGUCUUUGACAACGUCUCCUUGCGUUACGAGUUUGACAAGCCAAGAGUUCUCCGCGGCCUCAACCUGCGCGUGCGAGCUGGGACGAAGGUUGCGCUAUGUGGGAGGACAGGAUGUGGCAAGAGCUCGUUGUUUGCUGCUCUCUGUCGCCUCUACCCCAUCAGCAGCGGCACAAUCAGCAUCGACGGGGCUGAUAUCGCAACAUGGCCUCUGAAAAAGCUUCGAUCGUCCAUGAAAGUAGUCGCACAAGACGCACUUCUCCUCGAAGGAAGUCUCCUUGACAACCUCACCUCCUUCACGGGGAGCGAUUCCCCUGACCUUCGCAGAGACAUCUGGCGCGUGCUGGAGCAUGUGGGGCUGAAGGAGAAGAUUGACAGGCUGCCAGGAGGGCUGGACGCGAACAUCAGGCAGGACGACUUCAGCGAGGGGGAGCGUCAGCUACUCUCUCUCUCCCGCGCUCUCAUCAGCACCAAGUCCAACAGCACGGAAACUCCGCUCAUCCUCCUGUGCGACGAGCCGACGAGCAACGUUGACUACGCUAACGACGAGAGAGUCCACAGGGUGAUAUUGGAACUUCCAUGCACAGUCAUUAUGAUCUGCCAUCGCCUCCAGUACAUCGCCUCCUUCGACCAAGUCGUCGUGCUCGAGGACGGCUCUGUGCUCGAGCAGGGAAGUCCGUCCGAGCUACUUGCGGAACAAGGUCAGGAGAUCUCUUGCGGCCCGAUGGCCUGA